Molecule: messenger RNA, 1643 nt
Organism: Cyclopterus lumpus (lumpfish)
Lineage: Eukaryota; Metazoa; Chordata; Actinopteri; Perciformes; Cyclopteridae
Gene: eci1
Product: enoyl-CoA delta isomerase 1
Exons: 7
Coding region: 75-986 (303 amino acids)
Biological process (GO): fatty acid beta-oxidation
Cellular component (GO): mitochondrion
Molecular function (GO): enoyl-CoA hydratase activity
Source: RefSeq, a predicted model, not a curated record
GAAGAAGAAGACGGAAGUUGUUUCCUGCUUGUCUUUUCUCCAGACUUGAACCAGACUCUGAGCCGGGGGACGAUAUGGCCUUGAGAGCUGCGUUGAAGUACAAGUGCGUCUUGUCAGGUCUUCUUUCCCAGCAAUCCUCCUGCAGCAGUCAUGGCAGAGUAUGUGCAACUCCUGUCCUUGCCGCUCAGCGGAGGAACAACUCCUCGUCGCCUAAAAUAGCCGUGGAUUUUGACCAAAGCACGGGUGUGGCUGUGAUGCGCCUGGAGAGUCCACCGGUCAACAGCCUCAGUUUAGAUUUCCUCACUGAGCUCUGCAUCAGUGUGGAGAAGCUGGAGAUGGAUAAGAGCUGCCGAGGCCUCAUCCUCACCUCGAGCCAGCCCAAGGUGUUCUCAGCCGGCCUGGACAUCACAGAGAUGUAUGGGAAGAGCCCAGAGCGCUGUGGAGAGUUCUGGAGAGCCGUUCAGGAGAUGUGGCUUAAACUCUAUGGCUCCAGCAUGGUCACCAUAGCUGCAAUCAAUGGUUCCAGUCCUGCAGGCGGCUGUCUCAUGUCUCUGACGUGUGACUACAGGAUUAUGGCAGACAACCCGCGUUACAGCAUUGGCCUAAAUGAGACACAGCUGGGCAUCGUAGCGCCUUUUUGGUUUAAGGACACCAUGACGAACACAGUGGGCCAAAGAACCACAGAGGUGGCUCUGCAGUUGGGGCUUCUCUACAACCCGUCAGAGGCCCUGAAGAUAGGACUGGUGGACCAGCUGGUACCUGAAGACCAGGUCCUCGCCACAGCCACGCAGACCAUGACCAAAUGGUUGGCUAUUCCAGACCACGCCAGAGCGAUCACCAAGUCCAUGAUGAGGAAGCCAACCAUCGACAAGCUGACGUCCAACCGAGAGGCCGAUAUCCAACACUUUGUUAACUUCAUCACCAAAGACUCAAUUCAGAAGUCGCUGGGCAUGUAUAUGGCGAUGCUUAAAAAGAGAAGGGUCUAGAGGAGAGAGGGCAAACGUAUUGAGUGUUACACGUGUUUGGGGGAGUUUGGUGUCAAUUGUGCGGAGAUCGUUGAGUGCAGCUCACAUUCAUUGCAGUGGAACACCAACUAUAACACGUAGUUUGUUUGUCCUAUGUAGCAUGAAGGGACUACAAAUGCAUUGACACCAAUGCUUCUGUGACAAAUAAAUGUUUCCCCUUAAUUUCUUUUUCGUUAAAGUAGCAUCAACACGUUCCAAUUUACUGUCAACCCCCCCCCCCCUCCCUUUAUUUUAAAAUGUAUUUAGUAAGCUAGUUAACUGAACAUGCAAACGUUUGAAGUUUAUGACGAAGCAGAAAAACACAAAUUUAAUAGUUAGUCACAAACCGGUCUCCACCGAGUGCCUAGCAUUACUGUACCUUCAAAAACCAUAACUUAUGAAAGUAACCCUGGGUGCAUUUGAAAAGCCCACAGUGGGCGAUGCCUUUGUGACAGAUUGUUCUAAAUAACAUGACUGAACUACUUUUUAGCCUGAAAUUUCUUAAGCCAUGGGAGUUUUUAUGUGGUCAGAGAAUUGAUUUGUGUGAUUAAAGAAUAAAAUGACUCCCUUUCAGUUUUGGCUGUGUACAUAACUCAUCUCCAUGAUCACAUUAAGUAAUAAAGUUGCUUUUGACAGUCA